Messenger RNA from Poecilia latipinna (sailfin molly), 3428 nucleotides. RefSeq names its product F-box protein 10 (gene fbxo10). The transcript has 11 exons. The coding region runs from base 455 to 3394 and encodes 979 amino acids. Gene Ontology annotation, biological process: ubiquitin-dependent protein catabolic process; regulation of apoptotic process. NCBI's taxonomy places the organism in Eukaryota, Metazoa, Chordata, Actinopteri, Cyprinodontiformes, Poeciliidae. The record is from RefSeq and is a predicted model, not a curated record. Gene Ontology annotation, molecular function: protein binding.
CCUGCUAACUUGCAACUGAUGCAUCAAAACAUCCUUACAUGACAAACAGAUGGACUGGCAAAGGUCAACAUGCAUAAAAGAACCGUCUCCGACUACAGCCGUCUUGCCUUGAAAUUGCGCGUUCGCUCGUGUGCGUGCGUGCGUGGAGUGGAUGAGGGAGAAGGGAAGGGGAGGUCGUAAAGGUAAACGCCCACUUUUUGGAAGCGGAAGAUGGAGAUCUGUGUUCGCCUGCUGCCGUAAACUGGAAGCCUAUUUGGUUUGAGCUCCAUAUUUCGGUGGCACAUCUGCAGUCAUGAUAGGCUGCAGUGAACUGCUGCAGCGGCGGCGGCUGUGAGGAGAGUCUCCCCCCGUCAUGCAGACAUGGAGCGCUCGGUAAACAGCUGUUGGGAACAUCGAGCCGACAUGUGUUGAUCCGUCGAACUAUGGCGAACUGUUGAAAGGUGUCUCUGCUGCCAUGGAGGUGGGUAGUCUCCCCGUGGAGCUCUGGAGGGUUAUCUUGGCUUACCUCCCCCUCCCUGACUUGGGCCGCUGCUGCCAGGUGUGCCGUGCCUGGAGGGAGCUCAUCUUCUCACUUGAUAACACCCGCUGGAGGCAGCUCUGCCUGGGCUGUCCCGAGUGCCGGCAUCCCAACUGGCCCAGUCAGCCCCACCUGGAGCCCCCGUCCUGGAGGGAGGCCCUGAAACAGCACGCUCUCGCCACCCGCACCUGGACCAGAAAUGGACAGGAGCUCCAGUCUUCUGCCUGCCUGCUCUUUUUCCGCAGACGAAAGGAUCGCAGGGUUUGGCAUGUGGGCCCCGGGUGUGAGUUUGAGACCCUGCGAGGGGCUCUUGGUGUGGUGGGGCCAUACGACCGUGUGGUCCUCCAUCCAGGGGUGUAUGAAGAGCAGGCGGAAGUGGCACUGAAAGUGCCUGUGGAGCUGGUCGGUGUGGGGCGACUGGGUGAAGUGGCCCUCCUGGUUUGCAUUGAGCAGCAGUGCCCGACUGCCAGGCUGUGUAACCUGGUGUUUAUGCCACCCUGGUUCUCCACUGUUGUCUACAAGACAUCAUGGGGUCAUGUCCAACUCGAUAACUGCAAUUUUGAGGGAGCCCAGCUGCAAAUCCGUGGCCCCGGGACGUGCCAGGCUCGAUUUUGCUCUUUCUCCCAGGGCAGCUCUGCCCACUUGCUGGGUGUUGUCCUCAGUUUGUUGGACAGCUGUGAUUUCUCUGGAAGUGACACGGCUUCUGUGACUGUGGAGGGUCCUCCGGCAUCAGAAAGGAACUGGGCUUGCAAGCACUUGGCCGCUCUGGCUAGGUCAUUCCCGUCUCAGUCCAGCAGCACUCCCAGAGGUGACGAAGGCAGCUCCAACGAUAAGCCUGACCCUCCUGGUGGUAAUUUACAAAAGGAGAACAUAAGCAUGGAGGACUGGAAGAGACGGACCGGUGGAGAUGCAGUGUGUCGGGGCACGGUUAUUGAAGAUCCCUGGAGUGACGGCGAGCACAGCGAUGGAGAGGAGGAGAACCAGGAAGGAACUAACACCAACAAGAAGCUCUUUACGCUGGAUUACAAAAUCCUUUAUGACCACCAUGGGCUAUCCCAUUUACUGAAGCCUCGGGCGGAUGGCUCUCUGCCUCUUGCCUCCUCACCCAACCCUCCAUCUGUGACCCCUGAACCUCUCACCCUGCAGCAGGAGCUAGACAGGGACCCCGAGGCUCAGAUGCUGGCAUCAUCAAUCCUCGGCUGCAUCCUGAGGCGCUGCCUGUUUAGGGACGGGAAGGGGGGUGUACAUCUGUCAAACUAUGGGCAAGCUCGACUAGAGGAAAACUUAUUCCGCAGCCUGAACUACGCCGUCCGGUGCAUCCAGCAUUCCACAAUUGUGAUGCUAAGAAACGAGGUGUGCGAGUGCCGUGCUUCAGGUGUGUUUCUGCGCCUAUCUGCUCAGGGCCUCAUCGCAGAAAACAACAUCCACUCGAAUGGGGAGGCCGGGCUGGACAUCCGAAAGGGAGCUAACCCCAUCAUCCUGUGCAAUAAGAUACACAGCGGUUUGCGUUCUGGUGUUGUUGUUCUUGGCAAUGGGAAAGGUUCAGUUCGGAGCAACCUGAUCUAUAACAACAAAGAAGCUGGUGUGUACAUUCUCUUUAGUGGGAAUCCAGUGGUGAGUGGAAAUUGCAUCUUCCAAGGCCAGGCAGCAGGAAUUGCUAUAAACGAGAAUGGCAGAGGGCUGAUAACAGAAAAUGUGAUAAGAGAGAACCAGUGGGGAGGAGUGGACAUCCGCAGAGGAGGUGACCCAAUACUGAAGAACAACUACAUCUGUUACGGCUACUCCGACGGCGUGGUGGUGGGAGAGAGGGGGCGUGGACUUAUUGAGGGAAAUCAUGUAUACUGUAAUAAAGGCUGUGGCGUGUGGGUUAUGUCAUCCAGCCUCCCCCAGCUUUUGGGGAACUACAUCAUUCAUAACUGUAUGUACGGACUGGCGGUGUUCUGCAGGAAGGAUCCAGACAACAUUGAAGCCAGGGAGGGGAACUGGCCUGGACAGGAAGGGAUGGGUGGAGACGUGGCCAAUGGGGAAAGGAGAGGAGUUGUUGAAGGAGAGGCCAGGGAAGGGCAGGAGAACUUCAAUGAAGAGGGGGAACUGUUCGCUUGGGAGAGUGAUCUGGACAGCGAGGAUGAGCGGCACUCUGCUCGGCGCUCUAUCAGCGUGGCGCUAAUGGAGGGCAACUGUGUGAGCUACAAUGGAGCGGUUGGCCUGUACGUGAAGAGCAGCGAGGCCCUGAAUGUUUUUGCAAACCUUAUGAACAGAAACUGCGGCCCGGGCGUUGCUGUGCUGCAGAGCACUCAGCUGACCCGGCUCGUUACUAACUGUAUUGUCGAAAAUGGCCGGGGUGGCGUUACAGUGGAGAAGGACUGCAGAGUGGAGCUCCGUGGUAACGGCAUCUAUGAAAACAGUGGCCACGGUGUCAGGUUUAGUGGCAGCGGGCAGAUAGUGGAGAAUGAUGUGGUCAGUAACUGUGGAUACGGCAUCCAGGUUUCUGCAAGCACAGAUAUUAAGGUGGUUCGUAAUCGUGUCCAACCAGCACAGGGUUGUGGUAUUGCUCUGCUGGGCCCAGUAAAAGGUGUCGUCCAUGACAACAUCCUGUUUCAGGGUCAUCCAGAAAACAAGAAGCCACUCCUACACACAGAUGCUGGAAAUGAAACCUGCGUGUUGCGUAACAACAGUAUUCUAAGGUUUAAUAACAGUGGUGCAUCUUCCCCACCAUGGGUUCUAGAAAACCCGCCUCCUCGCCCUUUGGCCAGCUCCCCUACUGGCCUCUCAUCCUCCCAGUAUCCUUCACGGCUUGGGAUUUCCAUGACAACCAGAGUUGGCGCUGCCGUAGAGAGCGGAUGUCACAGCGGCAGCAUGUUCUGCUCCAUCCUGUGAAUUAACGGCCAAGCAUGCACAAACCGAAGUAUGU